Molecule: messenger RNA, 1641 nt
Organism: Ramularia collo-cygni
Lineage: Eukaryota; Fungi; Ascomycota; Dothideomycetes; Mycosphaerellales; Mycosphaerellaceae
Product: phosphoenolpyruvate carboxykinase (ATP)
Exons: 5
Coding region: 1-1641 (546 amino acids)
Biological process (GO): gluconeogenesis
Cellular component (GO): cytosol
Molecular function (GO): phosphoenolpyruvate carboxykinase (ATP) activity; ATP binding
Source: RefSeq, a predicted model, not a curated record
AUGGCUGAGACCCGUGUUAACAAGACCGCUCUGCAUCCAGGUGGUGUCCAACCUCGAGCAGAGCACACCGAAGUCGAGGAAGAGCUCCACGACAAGGCCCACAUUGACUACGAUCGUGUAGCCAUUAUUGCCAACCCAUCUGUCGCCGCCCUCUACGAAGAUGCAUUGGUAUACGAGACUGGAUCUGCCAUUACCUCCACUGGUGCCCUAUCCGCAUACUCCGGAGCCAAGACCGGACGCUCGCCUUCAGACAAGCGUAUUGUGAAGGAGGAGGGCUCGGAGAGUGACAUUUGGUGGGGACCAGUGAACAAGCCCAUGACGCCCGAGGUCUGGCGUAUCAACCGCGAGCGUGCCGUCGACUACCUCAACACCAGGAAUCGCAUCUAUGUCAUCGAUGGUUACGCAGGCUGGGAUGAGCGCUACCGGAUCAAGGUCCGCGUUGUCUGCGCUCGUGCAUACCAUGCUCUCUUCAUGUACAACAUGUUGAUCCGUCCAUCACGGAAAGAGCUWGAACAUUUCCACCCCGACUAUGUCAUCUACAACGCUGGUGCCUUCCCAGCCAACAGAUAUACCACUGGUAUGACCUCGAACACCUCCGUGUCCAUCAACUUUCAAGAAAAGGAAAUGGUCAUCUUGGGUAUCUUCACGGUGCUCUUCUACGAGAUGCCUGUCAAGCACAACGUGUUGACCCUCCACUCAUCUGCCAACGAGGGCCAGAAUGGCGAURUCACUGUUUUCUUUGGUCUUUCCGGAACUGGCAAGACGACCCUCUCUGCAGACCCCAAGCGUGCAUUGAUCGGAGACGAUGAGCACUGCUGGAGUGAUACUGGUGUCUUCAACAUCGAGGGAGGCUGUUACGCCAAGUGUAUUGGCCUUUCUGCCGCGACCGAGCCUGAUAUUUUCAACGCCAUCAAGUUUGGCUCGAUCUUGGAGAACGUUGUGUUCGACCCAGAGACCCGCACAGUUGACUACGACGACACCACCCUCACAGAGAACACUCGCUGCGCAUACCCGAUCGAAUACAUCGAGAACACCAAGAUCCCUUGUAUCUCCGACCACCACCCAACAAACAUCGUCCUCCUCACCUGCGAUGCCCGCGGUGUCCUCCCACCAAUCUCAAAGCUCAACAGCGAGCAGACCAUGUUCCACUUCAUUAGUGGUUACACCUCCAAGAUGGCCGGAACCGAGCAGGGCGUCACCGAGCCACAAGCUACCUUCUCCUCUUGCUUCGCACAACCCUUCUUGGCCCUGCACCCAAUGCGUUACGCCAAGAUGCUUGCGGACAAGAUGUCACACCACAACACCAACGCAUGGUUGWUGAACACCGGCUGGACUGGCGCUGGCGCUGCCACCGGUGGCAAGCGUUGCCCCCUGAAAUACACUCGUGCUAUCCUCGACGCCAUCCACAGUGGUGAGCUCGCAAAGGUCGAGUACGAGAACUACGAGACCUUCAACCUGCAAGUACCAAAGACUUGCCCCAACGUUCCUGACGAGCUCCUCAACCCAGCCAAGAGCUGGUCUGGUACUGCGGACUUUAAGGAAGAGGUGAACAAGCUCGCCACUCUUUUCGUCGAAAACUUUGACAAGUACAAGGACGAGGCUACGGAGGAUGUCAUCAAGGCCGGACCAGUAGUGGCCUAA